Molecule: messenger RNA, 858 nt
Organism: Scomber japonicus (chub mackerel)
Lineage: Eukaryota; Metazoa; Chordata; Actinopteri; Scombriformes; Scombridae
Product: leucine-rich repeat-containing protein 3-like
Exons: 1
Coding region: 1-858 (285 amino acids)
Molecular function (GO): protein binding
Source: RefSeq, a predicted model, not a curated record
AUGUGCACAGGCUGCCAUGAGGAGAGAUGUACCAGCAUCAGUGGAGGAAGAUGGUAUGGUAAAAGAGUGGAUCUUCCUUCAUGGCUGUGCAUCUCACUCUUGUUCUUGGCUCUGUGGGGCCAAGCCUCCCCAGAGUGCCCGGACAGCUGCCAUUGUGCCUGGGAUACGGCCACGGUGCUGUGCUCAGAUGCAGGGUUGCGGGAGAUCCCAGAGGGGAUACCCCCAGAAACAGUCUCCCUCCACCUGGAGCGCAACUACAUCCGGAACAUCCCAGAGAGAGCCUUCAGUGAUCUUGUCCACCUGCGGGACCUGUACCUGUCCCACAAUCGCAUUGACUCGCUGUCGUCGGGGGCCCUGCGGCACCUGGGACCUGAGCUGCGUCUGUUGGACCUCUCACAUAACCAGCUAAGGAAGGCCAGCAGGGAGGAGUUUGGCUCCACUCGUGCAAAGACACGACUCUACCACAACCCGUGGCACUGUGACUGCGCCUUGCAGGAGCUGAUGGAGACUCUGAACCUGGAGCCUGAGACAGUGAACGGGAUCAUUUGUGAGAGCUCUGUGAGAGGGGUGGGAGAGGGCAGCAGGUGGGAGGACCCGGGGUCACAGGGCGAGCAUGCAGGUCAACCACUGGUUAAACUCCUGGAUUCUGGGGUGAAUUUCUGCAGCUUGCAGAGGAAAACCACUGAUGUGGCCAUGCUGGUGACAAUGUUUGUGUGGUUCUUCAUGGUUAUUGUGUAUGUAGUGUACUAUGUGAGGCAGAACCAAGCUGAGGCACGCAGGCAUUUGGAGUACUUGAAGAGUCUACCCAGCCCACGUAAGACCCCUACAGAGACAGACACUCUAAGCACUGGUUUCUGA